AUGGGUAUCUCCAAGGAAGAGCGCGACGAAUGCCGGCGCCGCUGCCAAGUCUACCGGAAGUGGCUUCCCUCCAAGAUUUUCUCUACCAAGUCCAAAGACUCCAUCAAGAUCAUGGUCCUCCCAAUUGAAGCAUGCAAGCCAAAUUACCGCGAUUCUCCCGAGCCGCCCUAUGGCUUAUUGAACGGCUAUGCGUCGCUCAACAUGUCGCCCAUCACGCGGGCGCCAGAAAUCACUGCUAUUGGUAGGCUCAGGGUGUAUCUCCAGUUACAUGUCGUGGAUACAGCUAACCAAGGAAAUGAACCGCAGUAG
This is a messenger RNA of Clonostachys rhizophaga, 309 nucleotides long. The record is from the annotation of a GenBank genome assembly. Lineage: Eukaryota; Fungi; Ascomycota; Sordariomycetes; Hypocreales; Bionectriaceae.